AUGGGCGGUGUUUAUGGUGGAGCUGCUCUCCUCAGCAGAUGUCCAGCCUUAGCCUGUGGAGUAGAGGCUUCGGCAGUCACCUGGGAGAGGUCAUCUGUUGACGACGAGCCUCUUGCCCUCUUCCUUGGACUGCCAACAGCAGGUGGGAGAAGACUACGAGGAAAAGCCUUCUACAAUGUCAAUGGCAAGGUGUACUGUGAAGAAGACUUCCUAUAUUCAGGUUUUCAGCAAACAGCGGACAAGUGCUUUGUUUGUGGACACCUCAUAAUGGAAAUGAUCUUACAGGCCCUUGGGAAGUCCUACCACCCCGGCUGCUUCCGCUGCGUGGUGUGCAACGAGUGUUUGGACGGAGUCCCCUUCACCGUGGAUGUGGAGAACAACAUCUACUGUGUCAAAGACUACCAUACGGUUUUUGCACCAAAAUGCGCUUCCUGUAACCAGCCGAUCCUCCCAGCACAGGGCUCUGAGGAGACCAUUCGGGUGGUGUCAAUGGACAAGGACUACCACGUGGAGUGCUAUCACUGUGAGGACUGCGGCCUGCAGCUGAAUGACGAGGAGGGGCAUCGCUGCUACCCCCUGGAGGGACACUUGCUCUGCCACGGCUGUCACAUCCGGCGCCUCAGCGUCAAACUGCCACCACACCCGCCCCCCAGCUACCCCAUGCACGUCACCGAGCUCUGAGGGACAGUGCCAUGCCAGGAAGCCCUCUGAAAGAGAAGGCAAAACUGUAAAAUUACUUUCCUCUUCCUUUAAAGAUGAGAUUCCAGUAAUAACCAUCUAAACCAGCUAUUUAUUUUUUAAAUCAGAGGUGAGGGGUCCUUUUCUGAUCUUGUACAUAUGCAUUCUUUUAUCUAGACUUUUUCACUGAAACACCGUCUACUUGAACACAUAA
This is a messenger RNA of Merops nubicus (carmine bee-eater), 892 nucleotides long. RefSeq names its product Wilms tumor protein 1-interacting protein homolog. The record is from RefSeq and is a predicted model, not a curated record. The coding region runs from base 1 to 681 and encodes 226 amino acids. Lineage: Eukaryota; Metazoa; Chordata; Aves; Coraciiformes; Meropidae. The transcript is spliced from 7 exons. Gene Ontology annotation, molecular function: transcription corepressor activity. Gene Ontology annotation, biological process: cytoskeleton organization; response to hypoxia; positive regulation of miRNA-mediated gene silencing. Gene Ontology annotation, cellular component: nucleus; P-body; transcription regulator complex.